CUAACACUUCUUUUCCCUUGUUGACUCAAAUCUCCAAACUCCUAGAAAAUCUCCAAAUCUCUUAAGUUCUUUUUUUUUAAAGCUUAAAUUCCUCAGAGUUCAUCAAUUUCCAAGAAGCUCACAAGAAAAUAAUACUAGUAUCAGUUUCUUGGUGAGAUCUCUAUACAUUCAUCAAUGUCAUCGUCCGGCCUAACUCGAUCGGGAAGCGCGCCGCAGUUCCAUCUAGACGAGAAGUGGAAGCUGUCGAAGAAAGACAGUUUCAGCGGCGGUGCGCCGAGGAUCACACGCUCCUCGUCGACUUCUUCUAUCCCCAUAAGCGGUGGCAAGAAGACACAGAAACAGGGGAGAUGCGCUUUUACUAGGAAGUGCGCGAAACUGGUUAGAGAACAGAGAGCUCGUUUCUACAUCAUGCGUAGAUGCGUAAUCAUGCUUAUUUGCUGGAGAGAUAAUUACUCCGACUCUUAAAGAAAAAAAAAACAAACACCAAUCUCUAUCUCAGUUCUUGUCUUUUUCUGAAACCGAAGUAGAUAGUUUCAUAUACGCAUGUGUACAUAAAGGGGUUCUACGCUGCUUCUUUAGAUCGAAUGUUAGAUUUGUAACAUGUUUUAAAUGAAAGCUGUGACUAAGAUCAGUUUCAAAGUGUGAAUUAGAUUCUUCUUGUGACGAUUAGUUUGGUUUCUAGCUUUUUUCUUUCUUUGAUUUUUCUUCAUGUUCAUUUAUGAUGACUAGUGUUUACUGUGAUAUGACGAUGACCAACGUGGCGUUUCUCUCUCUAGAGUCUAGAGGUUGAGAGAGAAAGAGAAAAAGAUUCCAUUGGAACUGUUACAAUUAAGCUAUGUGUGGAUCUUGUGUGCUGAGUCUGACAAAGUGAUUAGUUUUCUCUCUUUUCCUUUUCUUAAUGUAAAUAGUAUUAGUCUAUAAUAUCAUUUGUCAGUUAUGAUUAUUAAUAUAGAUAUUCACAAAA
This is a messenger RNA of Eruca vesicaria subsp. sativa (arugula), 964 nucleotides long. NCBI's taxonomy places the organism in Eukaryota, Viridiplantae, Streptophyta, Magnoliopsida, Brassicales, Brassicaceae. The record is from the annotation of a GenBank genome assembly.